AUGAGACGGAGAACUCGGAGAAGCCUCGUGAACAUUUGCUUCUUCGCCAUCGCUUUGUUUCUUAUCGUGUACCUCAACCGUCAUCAACCGAACAACAAAACCUACGCAUGGACUACAAUUCGCUACAGGACUACUUCUACCACGCUACCCAAGACUCGCGGCAUCUGUCCCGGCCUGGCAGGGAGCUCGAAGCCGGCACUAGUCGUGUCGCGAGUUGCAGCCGACGGCGACUCCAAUUGGCUCGAUGCGCUGGCUAAUUUAUAUCACCUAUGCGUUUACACUGCCGACGCACCGGCCGACAUACACAAGACGCAUUUGCAAGUCCCUGCAAACCGCGGGCAUGAGGCAAUGGCGUAUCUAACGUUUCUAAUCGACAACUACGCAGACAUCCCUGCAGCCGGUGCAGUAUUCGUACAUGGCGCGCGCUGGGCUUGGCAUAACGAUGCCCCUGACUACGACAACGCAGCUCUACUCAUCGCUCUCAAUGUUUCUGCGGCGCUCGCGCCGUCGGGCUACCAUAAUCUGCGUUGCGACUGGAGCGCCAGCAUGUGCUCGUCCUCUUCGGCGCCGCCGCAGGGCAGCCUGGAGACAGUUCUGAGCGCUAUGCUGGAGCCGUGGAACGCCCGCGCGACAUCUGAUGCGGCGCUGCCGCGCGCUUUCGCGGCUCUGUUCGGUGGUGAUGGGUCUGCUGUGGGUUUGGGCUCCAUCGCCGAUGAGUACGCCUCGUCCAAAGAUGGUGGGAGACUUCUUCUAGGUCGAAAUGAUGCCGUCCGCGCGCAGUGUUGCGCGCAAUUUGUCGUUGCGCGCAAUCGUGUAUGGCAGCAUUCCCGUGACGAGUACGUCGCUUUGAGACAAUGGCUACUCGACGGGAGCAGCGACAGUGGUACGGACGAGCACUCACAGAGUAGAAGUGUUGCACCGCGUGACGACCGAAUCGCAGGCCGAAUCUUGUCGUAUCUCUGGCACAUCCUGUUUAUGCAGCAAGGUGAAUCUAACGCUCAGACCUCGUCACCUGGUGCAUACCGAGGUGUCGACCUAGAGCGGCUCAAUACCCUAGCAUGCCCGCGCGCUGACGACUGCUACUGCCGCUUAUAUGGGCGUUGCGGUCUUGAAGGUUGCAAUACUCCGGGUCAUUGCCACGGACAGUAUACCUUGCCGCCGGACUUCCGACUUCCCGAUAAUUGGAUGGCCACGCAUUCGUAUCCGGGACCCAUUCCGAAACCGCCCAAACAAUCAUCGACUCGCAACCGCAAAAUCACAUACAUGGGACCUAUUCGCGAGGAAGAGGAGGAGGAGGAGGACCUGGUGGAGAUAGAGGCCCGCACCAAAACCAAGCGAGCAAGAGGCCUCUCUAGCUCAGCGAUUCCCUCAGCACCUCCCAUACCACCACCUCCCGGCGGUGGAGGCAGCUUUGGUGGUCGCCUGACCAAAGAUGCCGAAACGAAAGAGGGCGACGAGAACAAGGAGCAGAAUGGGACGGAGGACGAAGUCGAAGCUGAAGUCUGCUUUAUAUGUGCUUCGCUUGUGGUCCACAACUCUGUUGCCCCUUGUAAUCACCGGACUUGUCAUAUCUGCGCCUUGAGGUUGAGGGCUUUGUAUAAGACGAGAGCAUGCGCUCAUUGUCGGACGGAAGCCAGAUUCGUCAUAUUCACUGAUGAUGCCACUAAGCGUUACGAAGACUUUGUUGAGGCGGACUUCCAAGAGACCGAUGAAGUGCUGGGUAUCAAGUACGAGCAGAAAGAAAUCCACAGUGACACAAUACUUUUACUUCGGUACAAUUGCCCUGACGAAAGCUGCGACAUUGCCUGUCGGGGAUGGCCGGAUCUUCACCGUCAUGUCAGGAGUAUCCACCACAAGGUCCUGUGUGAUCUAUGUACAAGGAAUAAAAAGGUCUUUACACACGAGCACGAGCUGUUCACACAACAAGAUCUGAAGAAGCAUGAAAAGUUCGGAGACGACCAUCCCGGGGCCGUAGACCAAAGCGGUUUCAAGGGACAUCCAGAAUGCGGCUUCUGCAGACAGCGGUUCUAUGGAGACGACGAGCUGUAUACGCAUUGUAGAGAUAAGCAUGAGAGGUGUCACAUCUGUGAUCGUAGGAAUCCAGCAAGGCAACAGCAGUACUACGUGAAUUACGAUUCAUUGGAGCAACAUUUCAGGAAAGAUCAUUUUUUGUGUGCAGAUCAAGAGUGCAUGGACAAGAAAUUUGUUGUCUUCGAAUCCGCGAUGGAUCUCAAGGCGCAUCAACUCGAAGCACAUCCCAAUGGUCUGACCAAAGAUGCCAGGAGAGAUGCUAGGAGAGUCGACAUCUCGGCCUUCGACUAUAGGACUCCGCACCAAGACAAUCGAGGAGGCAGGAGAGAUAGAGAGGGUAGAGAGGGGAGAGGCAGAGGAAGGGGCAGAGAUCCCAACACUGAGGCUCUCCCACAGUCAACCGCACAACCUUUGCGUAGAGAUGAGCUCGCUUAUCAGAGGCAAAUGGCAGUCCAAAGUGCUCAGUCAGCCACUGCGAGGACCUUCGACGACCAAAUGGCCUCUACCGACGCAUACGCUGCGAGGCCCACAGGCCGAGUUCAAGACAUAGUCACAGCACCUAGGAAUCAUACUACCACAAACAGCUCGUUUCCAGCCAUAGACAAUCUCCGUCUCGACUCCGCCGCUAAUACAAUAUUAGCACCUGCCCAAGCCGCACCAGCAGUGACCCCACAAGAACAAGCCCGAAGAUUGCAGCACAGCUCCGUCAUGGACCGCGCUUCGACCAUGCUCAAGUACGACCAACCCAAAAUCUCAGACUUCCGCAGCAGCGUUUCGUCCUAUCGCACAUCCACCAUCACAGCCUCCCAACUCAUCGACUCCUUCUUCUCCCUCUUUGACGUUCCCUCGGCGGAUCUAGGCAAACUCAUCAAAGAACUUGCCGAUAUCUACGAAAAUGAAGCAAAGCGCAAUGGUCUGCUCAAGGCGUGGAAUGACUGGCGCGCCAUCAAUGAGGACUAUCCAUCAUUGCCAGGGCCGAGUGGUGUCUUACCUGGCUCUCCAGCCGCUGCUGCAGGUAGUGGAGGCCACCGAGUGCUCAAGCUGAAGAGCUCCACAGCUCAAUCAUCACGCUCGGCAGUUAGCAAACAAGGUAGCUGGGGCAAUUCCACGGCCGCGAACCCAUUCCCGUCGAUACCUGCAUCCUCGGCCAACAGAGCAGGCGCGGGACGCGUUGGCGCCACACCUUGGAUUGCCCCUUCCUCCUCAUCCAGACCCCCACCAGCAUCCUCGCGACCACUAUCCAGACCCUCAACCUCCGGCCAACAGAACGGUUCAGCGGCAGAUGCCUUCCCCGCGCUACCAGCCGCUGCAAAGCCCAACACCAUGAUCAUGGGACUAACGCGAGGGACUGUGCGGUGGGACGACGGGAGGGGAAGCAACAAUCGUGCUAAUCCGUGGGGGGCUGCGAAUGGUGGAAGUGGGAGUACCACUCCUGCGGCCGAGACAGACGGAGAGCCCGAAGCGGGCAAGAAAAAGGGCAAGGGGAAUAAGAAGCAGACUUUGUACAAAUUUGGUUAA
This is a messenger RNA of Letharia lupina, 3549 nucleotides long. RefSeq lists its product as uncharacterized. NCBI's taxonomy places the organism in Eukaryota, Fungi, Ascomycota, Lecanoromycetes, Lecanorales, Parmeliaceae. The transcript has 3 exons. Gene Ontology annotation, biological process: rescue of stalled cytosolic ribosome; protein ubiquitination. Gene Ontology annotation, molecular function: ubiquitin protein ligase activity; ribosome binding. The record is from RefSeq and is a predicted model, not a curated record. Bases 1 to 3549 code for a protein of 1182 amino acids.